AUGGGUCACUCUAAACUGUACAAUGAAUAUAUAGGCGUCCUGAUCUAUUAAAUGUGAACUAAUCACAAAAAGUCUCAGUGGCUGGAUCAUUCGUUAGAGUGUGAUGUUCCACACAACUGGGAAGAGAGCACAAACAGCUAAGAUGAAUGCAGCAAUAGCAAUUUUAAUUGUGGCUCUGCAGUUCCUCAUUCAGACUGCAACCACAGCCAAACUGGUAUGUUAUUUUAGCAACUGGUCGCGGUACAGAACUGGUGUGGGGAAAUUCCUGCCAGAGAACAUGGACCCCUUCCUUUGCACCCACCUGGUUUAUGCCUUCGCUGUCAUCAACCAUGCCAAUGAGAUCACUGAGUAUGAGUGGAAUGAGAAAAUCCUGUACAAAAACUUCACUGAGCUCAAGAACAGAAACACCAAGCUGAAGACUUUACUGUCGGUCCUAGAGGACAGCGAUGGGCCUCAGUUCUCCCUUAUGGUGUCCACUCCAGCCAACCGUCAGACAUUCAUCCAGUCUUCUAUCAAAUUCCUGAGGUCUCAUGGAUUUGAUGGUCUGGAUCUAGACUGGGAGCACCCUGGAGCUGGUGGAAGCCCUGCAGAGGACAAGCAGAGGUUCACUCUGCUGUGCAAGGAGCUUUCAGAGGCCUAUAGAGCUGAGAGUCAAGGACGAAGUAACACACGACUGAUGCUGUCUGCAGCCGUGGCAGCACAGGUAGACGUGGUUGAUGCAGGAUAUGAACUCUCUGAGAUGUCAAAGUACCUGGACUUCAUCAGUGUUAGGACGUUUGACCUUCAUGGUGAUCAAGAUCGAGUGACCGCCCACCACAGUCCAAUCUACAGCGAAAACAAUGCUAACAUAGAUUAUGUUAUGCAGCACUUGAUGGAGCGAGGAGCCCCAGCAGGGAAGUUGUUGCUAGGUUGUCCCACUCAUGUCCGUUCCUUUACACUCUCCACCACAGCAACAGGCCUGGGAGCUCCCGUCAGUAGGCCUGCCAGUCCUGGGCCCUACACACAGCAGAUUGGUGUCUGGUCUUACUAUGAGACCUGCUCCUUCUUGAAAGGCACCUCAGUUGAGUGGAUUAAUGACCAGAAAGUUCCCUACGCCGUCAAAAGCAAUCAGUGGGUCGGCUUUGAUAACCAGAGGAGCUAUGAUGCCAAGGUGGAGUAUCUGAAGAGCAGGAAGCUGGGAGGAGUUGCUGUGUGGACACUGGAUAUGGAUGACUUCUCUGGACAGUUCUGUGAGCAGGGCAAAUAUCCACUGAUAUCACAUCUAAAACGGAAACUCAGUGAAGACUGGGCAUUGCAGGAAACAACUCCUGCUGUACCUCUCCCCACAACCUCUGUCUCUCCUUCUGAAAGCACACAACCCACACAGGAGCAACUCACCACAGCGAAGCCAGACAAUGGCUGCUUCCACAACAUCACCAUAGUGUAUCCUGUCAGCAGCUUCUGCACACGAAGAGGUGACGGACUGUAUGUCAGAUCAGACAAUCCGAAGACACUCUACAGAUGUGUGCAGAGGAAGACAUACGUCACAAAGUGCCACACCGUUGGGACAGAGCAUAGCAGCGCAGUGACCACUACACCAUCGAAGAAUUUACCUAUAGUCAGCUUUGUAUUAGCCACUCUUUUCCAUUUGUUCAGUGUGUGGAGUAACAGGUGAUCUAGCUUUGUACAGACCUAAGUUUACAGUAAGUAAAGCUCCUGGCUUACUGUUAAAGAAAAAAAAUUAUGUAAGGAUGUUAACCUUUUAAAUCUUCCAAUCACACCCAAUGAGGCAAAAAACAUUGUCAAAUAAGUAUUUUCAUAUAACUCAAUAACAAUAAGAGUUUAGACCCAUACAGUUACUGUCAUGCAUUGUCCGAAUGACACAGUGUCCAGUGUAUAACAUUUAUGAAGCUCUAUUGGCAGAAAUGGAAUAUAAUAUGCAUAACUAUGUUUUGAUUCACCUGAAUAUGGAAUCAUUGUGUUUUUGUUACCUCAGAAUGAGUCUAUUAUACUGUAUAUACAGAUGACACAGAACCGCCAUAUUUCUACAGUGGCACAGAAAAGACAAAUCAAAUACUAGCUUUAGAUAUGGGCGUUAACAUAAUUAAUGUUUUUUGCUUUGUGGCCACCAUAGUUUCUAAAUGGAGGGUAAAGUGAUGGAGUUGCGAUGUGCAACUGAACCGUGUGGUUUAGUGAAGUGAAUAACACUGAUAUAACACUGCCUUUAUCUUUAUGCCAUCUGUUACAUUUCUUUGUCUUUUCAACAUAAAUUAGCCUAGCACAUGGCAUAUCUAAUCACAGGAAAGCAAAGUUGAAAGGUCAUUUGACAAAAUUGGACAGGUCACAGAACAAAAGGGGGCGGGACUUUGGAAAGGUCAAUUUCAAUUUAAAAAGACAAACAAACCAAAAACUUUUUUACCUGGUAUGCUUGUGUUUAUUUUAACUUAUUAAAGUGUAAACCUGCUGUCAGUGUUAAUUUAACACUGAAUCAAAUGCCAAUGUGUAAUGUGAGAGCUAUGGCUAUGUGGCCUAGUACAACACAAACCAGCACAGCUUUAGCCUCUUUUAGCUCAUUGUUUUGAUCUUACAGUAUAUUGCCUGUGUGGUUCUGGUCAUUAUGUAUGGUUUAUACUGUUUACUGUAAACUUAUUUUGAUGGUUUUUACUGGUAAUGGUAUCCAGUUGGCUGAACGAUAUUACUUAACCUUUAUGGUAAGUGUACCAGCCUGAUCAGUAAGAAAACCAACAUAGAGCAGCUGUCAGCUGAUAUUUAUGAUGAUUAUUGUUACUGUUGUUGGAGAGAUAAUAUUUGCAUUUUGUAAAUAAAGUCUAGAGGUAGGCAAACAGUAACCACAUUAAAUGUUAUGUCAGCAACAGCUUUACAGUCACUCUGUUGUAAAUAAUGAAAACAACUCUUCUGCUAUAAUAACAGUCAUGGGACUUUAAUUGGAUAUUUUUGGGUGAUUGUUUUCUGAUACACUUGUAAAUUCAACUCUUACUUAUUUGGGUAAAAUAUUCAAGGAUUCAAGGAUAUUUUAUUUUUUAUUUUAAAAGAAUAAGGUUGUACUAGAAUGACAUUUCGAUAUAGUUCCUUAAUGCCACCUCCAAAAAACAAAAUUAACAAAAAUGUAUCAUUAUGUUAUAAAACGUAAAUUAAAAAAAAUGAUUCAAAAUAAAAA
Dicentrarchus labrax (European seabass) is the source of this 3157-nucleotide messenger RNA. RefSeq names its product chitinase-3-like protein 1. The coding region runs from base 104 to 1654 and encodes 516 amino acids. Lineage: Eukaryota; Metazoa; Chordata; Actinopteri; Moronidae. Gene Ontology annotation, cellular component: extracellular region. The transcript has 12 exons. Gene Ontology annotation, biological process: carbohydrate metabolic process; chitin catabolic process. Gene Ontology annotation, molecular function: chitin binding; chitinase activity. The record is from RefSeq and is a predicted model, not a curated record.